AUGGCGGCUAAGAACGCCAGGGCUGACGGCACCAAGGUCGAGCCUCCCGCCGAUGACAAGAUCCAGGCCAUCUCGGUGAGCGCGCAGAAGAAGCCGCUGUUCCACUACGUCUCGCUCGCGAAGAAGUUCCUCGCCAAGAGCGAGGACGUGGAGAUCCGCGGGGUCGGCUCCGCCAUCGCGCGCUGCGUGAGCGUCGUCGAGAUCCUCAAGUCCGACGGGCUCGCCGCCGCGGUUAACAUCGAGACCGGCACCACCACCAGCGACAAGGCGGACGACGGCAUGGCGGACAAGGAGAGGCUCAAGCCCACCAUCCUCGUCAAGCUGCGGAGAGCCGACGACUUCGUGACGAAGUUGGAGAAGCUCAGGUUGAUUAGGGCGAGCGACGACGCGAACGAGAAGUAG
This is a messenger RNA of Micromonas commoda, 402 nucleotides long. RefSeq lists its product with no specific name. Lineage: Eukaryota; Viridiplantae; Chlorophyta; Mamiellophyceae; Mamiellales; Mamiellaceae. Bases 1 to 402 code for a protein of 133 amino acids. The record is from RefSeq and is a predicted model, not a curated record. Gene Ontology annotation, molecular function: RNA binding. The transcript has a single exon. Gene Ontology annotation, cellular component: nucleus.